GAACUUUCUUCUUGGUCAGCAACUAUUUAAAUAUUUUCGAAACUUUUGUUAUUUUAUAUUAUAUAAAUAACUAAAAGUAACUCGAUAACUAGUGCUCGCGAGUUUUAGUUUCGUGCGUAUUUAGCACGUUAUUUUACAUAUCUGUAAACAGUGGAAAAUGGGUUAAAGUUAAAAUUUUGAAAAGUUUCAGAGCCAGAGCCAAUUUUCAUUAAAUAAUAAAAAUGGGACAGUAUUUAUUUCAAACACUUUUUUAUUCGACAAUUUUUAGCCUCCAUUCUUCCGCUUCUGAUAUUUCACCAUCAGAAGUGACAUCAUUUCCCAUUUGUGAAAAAUUAACCUUGUCGGCACGAUUGGACACUGGGUCAACUCCUCAAUCUCCAGAGUUCCUUAUGAAUACACUUCUUGCACGUUUAAUGGCACAUCUGCCAUUGCCAAGUAUAUUAAAAGUCAUCAAGAAUUGUUGAACGACAUUAAAUUAACGGUAAAGAUUAAAGUCUCGAAAAAUUCGGACAAAUUUCUUCCACUCGUAUUCACUAUAAAACAACAACGACAUCAAUAUAAAAUAUUGCGGUUACCGUUCAACUACGAGGAAAUAGUCAACAACAGAUCCAAUCCCGAUGGCCAGACAACGGUUGAAGAGAUAAGUGACUGGUAUUACGAAGCUGGGGGGACAUUGUGCAUCGACCAUGGAAAGAAACAUGGACCCGAGUUUGAUUUUGAACUCCUAAUCACUGUAGAAACACCGGGAGGAACUAUUCGGAGUAUUGAUUUUUCAUUGCUUCUUACAAUUGAAAAAGGGAUAUUUCUCAAGUAUACUAAAAAAAACCUUAUAAAUUUCUCUGGGCUAAAAUAUACAUCACUCUAUUACAUUACUCUAUUCCCAAUGUUGAAUGUGUUUGAAAACCAUUUACAUAUGUAACCAGGUUGACGGAUUCUACAGUAACUGAAAUUCUAUCCCCAACCGUGUCAACAUUUUACCUUUUUGAUUUUGCAAAUAAAAACUAUGACGAGGCCGCGAAUCUGACGGUACUAAUCACUUCGUUGGUGGACAACCCUCCUUGCACAAUGAUUUCUGUGCAGGACCCUUUCUGUCCAGUAUACGACGUGGAGCGGACGAUAAAUUACGAAGGCAAUUCGCAACCAAUGCUAAAACAAGGGGUCAAACACAUCAAUCAAUGGGAAAUGACCGGUAGAGUGGAUUCCUUCAGGGGUGGGUUCGCCAUUGCCAUCGUGGUUCUGAGCGAUGACAAACUUUGCACCUCCGAAGGUGAAGAUGAUGACCAUCAUAACCAUCAAGUUGAAAGGAAAAAUCGGUUGCAGAUUCAAAUUUAUCCUUCCGCUUGGGACAAGACAAAGGAGGGUCAACCCUCCCUUUGGAACCUUCCCUUUGUGAUUGUAUACUUCACAUGCAGUUAUGUGGCCUCACUUUCCAUAUACUUGAUUAUACGGAGUUCUCGGUUAGAAAUAAUUCCAGCAGUCGCUGUGGUAAGGUACCAUGCAGACGAUUAUGAACUUUUGGGAAAAGCUAGAGUCCUUUUACAACCUUUAACGGUGGCCGAGUCAAGAGCAGCCGCCCAAGAACACGACAUAGACCAACAUCGCCAUUACCUACCGGACGCCAUACAUGCUACUUUGCACUACUUCUUUGGCGUGGUCAUAUUCAUAUUUACACGGAUAAUGGCACUAACAACGUCGGCAGACUUGUCAAGCUGCUACUUCAACAAUGUAUGUUCCUACCGGUCCCACCUCUUUCCGGCGUCAUCUCUAUCAAUGAAGUUUUACGAAAUGAACGCCAUCACGUCAAGUUUUGUUUUCACGGUGGCAGGAAUUACUCUGCUGAUUUAUCUCGUUUUAAGAAGACUCGUCUGGCCGAAUAGAACAAUUUUUAUCCAAGCAGCUGUCCCAUUUAUUAAUGAUCCCAACCACCCUCCACGAGCCAUUGAAUGCGGAAUUCCUGACAAGUCCGGGAUUGACACUGCUUUCGCGAUGAUGUUGAUUCUGAAGGGAAUUAUUUCUGCCAUGUAUCACGUUUGUCCUAACUUGAGCAGCUAUCUUCUUGAUGCUCCAUGCACCGAUAUGCUUUAUAUUCUCUCAUGGAUCCGUGUCUGCCAGCUUCGACACCCAACAUACAUGUCCCCAUUUUGGGCCACAAUCAUCGCAGUGGUCAACAAUUUUCUAGAACUAUUUCUCGCUAUGGGAUAUUAUUCACAAAAAGAUACAAUCGAUCACCUAAUUUUCCACUAUGUAAAAUUGGUCCUACUAGAGCUGGCCUUUACCUUGCACGCAUUCUACUUUUACUACCUCGGGUAUUAUCAAGAGCUGAAAGAUGAUGAUGACGAUGCUCAACAUUUUGAAGCGGUGACAUCUCUGACCAAGAUGUUCUCAAUUUUUUGGAGACGAUUCACAUGGGACCAACUGAUACGACCAGAUCGCUCAAUUUCUUUAUUUGUGAUUAUUUUACAAUGGUUUUUGAACACACUCGUGAUAAUUCCUCCAAUAUUUUUUGGGUGGCCGAUUCGCGAUCUGCAUUCCGAACAAGUCUUGUUACUGGUUGAGUUUAACAUAAUCUUCGUCAUCGUGGUCCACUUUAUUUGCAAGGUCGCUGAAGAACGCCGCUUCUCGAUAAAGGAUGUUGUCAGUUGGAUUUGCUUCGCAGUUUACUUGGCCGCAUUUACCAUGCGAGAAUAUCUCUCCGAACUUCCCUCCACAUUCGAAUGACAUCUUACGCAGGCAGAAUCCGCGGAUUUGAAUCAACCCUGCCUCUGGGGACCUUGGGAUAAACAUGACUUUCAUCAUUUCUUGAGUUCGUCCAGUUUCCUGUUUUUGUAUCUGACUAUGGUGACAAUGAAUGAUUCGUGUGUAAGGAUUCCUUCCGUGGAUAUCAAAAUUUUUUGAGGGGUUACAAAUUUUCUAUGUGAAUAAAGCACACGUGUGAUAUAAAUAGUUGCAAAUAUGUUGAAAUAAAUUUCAUAAGGGAAUAAAAC
Molecule: messenger RNA, 2984 nt
Organism: Folsomia candida
Lineage: Eukaryota; Metazoa; Arthropoda; Collembola; Entomobryomorpha; Isotomidae
Exons: 13
Coding region: 1066-2718 (550 amino acids)
Cellular component (GO): membrane
Source: RefSeq, a predicted model, not a curated record